Molecule: messenger RNA, 2980 nt
Organism: Hyalella azteca
Lineage: Eukaryota; Metazoa; Arthropoda; Malacostraca; Amphipoda; Hyalellidae
Exons: 9
Coding region: 1023-1925 (300 amino acids)
Biological process (GO): intraciliary transport
Cellular component (GO): centrosome; intraciliary transport particle B; cilium
Source: RefSeq, a predicted model, not a curated record
ACACCUGCUCCCCGAAAACCUCUGCCGUGGCUUGGCAAUCUCAUCCCGAAGACGACACCCGUUCGCUUGGCGAUUUGAGGUCACCCUCUACAGGCUCGCUCCGCCCUGACAGCUCCACAAGACUUACAGCGCUGCGUCCUAUCCAUUCGGCGUCCAGCCUGCGAUUGCAGAUAGAAAAUUUCUCGUCUUCUUUAUCCCUGCAGGGAAUUCAUAUCAACACCCGUGUACCAUCUUCUACUCGUGUUGCUAGACCAACAAGUAAUCGUUUGAAGCCUGUGUUUAGAAGACAGAAUAGCCUACCGCUUCGCAGGAGCGAUUCGUCCUCAUCUUUUGGUUUGGAUAUUAAAGAACCAUCAUCGAGACCAGGGACUCCUAUCCUUACGCCUCGUACAAUAUUCUCUCACUCUCCAGACGUAAUUUUUGAGUCGACACAGCAUGUCCUCGGAAAAAGCAAUUCGGCUGCCUCUUUGUUCCGUCGACCUUUGAGUGAACAUCAUCGACAAUUCUUGUCUCUUGAAACUGAAGAGGCACCACCCACUUUUGCAGAGGACGAUACUGAUCCAAAAGAGGCUGAUUCAAACGAAGACUCUGGAAAUUCCCUUGAACAUCUUGCCCCUAAUUCAAGCCUGAAGAUCAACGAAAACCAAGAAUCAAGGAGUCCUGACCAAGAAGAAUCAUUGCCCAUCCUCAAAGAAGAAGAUGAGCUUGGAGCCGUCGAAGAGGAGGAAGAAACUGCGUCCGUUGAAGAAGAAGACAUAAUAACAGUGAUUGAAAGGCGAGAGAAGAGAGUGAAUGGCGGAAAACUUUCUUUUUAUCCUGAGUCAGUCGAAGAGCCGGACACAAUCGAGCAAGAAAUCGAUCAAAAUUUGAACGUCGAGCAACAUUCGUUGGAAUCAAAAAUACAUCAAAUAACGUACGUGGAGCCUCCCGGUACCGACAACGACUCACAAUCACCUUUCACGCAGAUUUCCCUCGUGAAUGUUGACACUAGCUUGAGUUUGAAGAACGCUAUCAACGCAGCCAUGGUUGAGGGCAAAGUCGUCUACGCGUCGUCUCAUGAUCCGAACUUCCCUCCCUCAGCCGUGCUGGACGGCAAAUCAGAUACGUAUUGGGUGAGUGGCGGACUGUUCCCACAGCAGCUCGUGAUCUCCAUGCCCGGCCUCGCUACGCUUUCCGGCAUUCAGAUCAGCACCUACAACGUGAAAUCAAUGGUGCUUGAACGAAGUGUGAAGAAUCAGCCGACAGAUUUCCAAGAGGUAACCAACAAAGAGCUGGAACAUAGAGAGGGGAGACUGCAGGAAAGCUCGUUGGUGUCAGAGGCCGUGCCUGCUCAGCAUCUGAGGAUCAUCAUUAAAACAGGUUACGACCACUUCUGCUCUGUGCACCGCGUGCAACUGAGCGGGCAACUGCACGAGCCUCCUGCCUCCAAGACCCCCAAGACCUCCGUCACUGCCGCGCCCUCCGCCUUAUCUGUGCCCUCUAAUGACGUCAUCAAGCCUGAUCUCAGGAAGACCUCCACUGAUAGCUCGUUCAGCCAGCGAAGUCGCACUAAAGCUCCGCCCGCUGAACUAAGCUCAAGUUGGGCCAACGACGGAAUUCAAAACGAAGAUGAAGACGACGAAGAAGAAGAAGAAAUAGAAGUGGAAAAGGAUCCGGACGAAAUACAGAAACUAACAGAACAUGACGAUAGUGAAGAGGAAGUAAUUGACAAUAAUCGCAAUUUGAUAACUCCAUUGAAUUACCAAAUGUCUGAGGCCCCUCCUGUGAACAUGAUGCAGACGUCAGCCCUGCGUAUGGUGCAGGCUGGUCCUGUCACUGUCAGCCAACGGUCCCCGUCACGACGGCCGGGGCCCUUGCAGGUCCAACCGCGGCAGCCUGACGAGUUCAUAUACGGCAUGCCGCUCUCAGAAGAUGAUGACGACUGAUUGGUGAUGAAGAAGAUGAUGACGACUGAUUGAUGAUGAAAAAGAUUAUGACGACUGUUGUUAUCAUCGCUGUGAGUGGUAGCGGUGUAUUUUUUAAGUGUGUUAUGUGGUUUCCUGUAUAAGUUCAGCCUGGGCAGCCUGACGAGUUCAUUUUCGGUGUGCCGGCGUCCAAAGAUGACGACGAUUGAUUGCCCGUUGUUGCCAUGGUGGUAUUGACGUAUAUGUGAGGUGUGUUCCUGCAGUCGUGAGUGGUAGAGGCGUAUUUUUGAGGUGUGUUUCUGCAGUCGUGAGUGGUAGAGGCGUAUUUUUGAGGUGUGUUUCUGCAGUCGUGAGUGGUAGUAACGUAUUUUUUGAGGUGUGUUCCUACAGUCGUGGGUGGUAGUGGCGUAUUUUUGAGGUGUGUUCUAACUGUCGUGAGUGGUAUUGACGUAUAUUUGAGGUGUGUUCCUACAGUCGUGAGUGGUGGUGGCGUAUUUUUGAGGUGUGUUCCUACAGUCGUGGUUGGUAGUGGCGAACUUUUUGAGGUGUGUUCCUACAGUCGUGAGUGGUAGUGGCGUAUUUUUGAGGUGUGUUUUGCAAUUUCAUGUACGAUUGUAACAACAGAUACCGCGACAGGCUCUACCAUCGUGUAUCAAUUAUCACAAAAUGCGAUUUGGAGUUAAAGUUGAUUCUCAUUCUCUGUGUGUGAUGGCACCGUAGUCUAUCAGCCGCGUGGAUUUCACGAUCAGUUAAGUGGUGAUAUUGUAUUCUUAUCGAACACAAAACAGUAUUAAUAAACUCGCAAACAUUUUCAAAUAAUCAAAAUUAAGAUGAAGACUGAGAUUAUUUUCUACUCCUACCAGGAGGAAUACAAGCCGAUUUGCCUUUUUAGAAGCAGAUGGGAACCGGCAUUUGACAUUUUCAGGGAAGUCAGCGGUUAUUUUGAAAUGACUAUCACAGUAUUAACGCAAGUAUUCGUCAUGAUUUCAUUACAAAUGAUAGCUGCUAUCGUUGAGAUAAACUGUGGACAAAUUAUUAGUUUGUUAUACAAUUAUAUGAGAACCCACUUGUUGCAA